UCCUAAACUUCACCAAAGACAGAACAACUUACGCAGUGUACUUCUAUAUUGCUCAGAAUUCUCACUUCAUUAUUAGCUUUUGAUUGAACAUGGUUGGAGUAGGAGUUCCAAUUUGCGUGGAAUGUGGCACAAGGAGUAACCCUUGCCGGUGUAAGGUGGUGGGGCCUACACUCGGGUUCGUGGCGUUUGUGGCAGCGGCGGUGGUGGAGUGGCCGGUGGGGGCUCUGGUGUAUUGCUUUAAGCAUAUGAAGGGUCGCAAAAUCAUGGGUCAUCCUGCUACUGUUGUAUACCCUAAAGUCACCAAUGCCAUCCCCAUCUAACUUACUUUUGUUGUAUUUAUUGUUUAUCCAAUUUCUCAUUUCGUGUUAUGUAGAGUUCUGAUGUUGAUGUACUAGCAUCAUAUGUGUCGGCAUAUAUGUUCAGUUUGUAUUGUAACUUAUGAAUGAAUUUUGUUGUUCGGCUAAAUUGGCUUGGGUAUGCAUUUCAUAUAGUAAUGUUUGA
Messenger RNA from Vicia villosa (hairy vetch), 501 nucleotides. RefSeq lists its product as uncharacterized. Bases 90 to 320 code for a protein of 76 amino acids. The record is from RefSeq and is a predicted model, not a curated record. Lineage: Eukaryota; Viridiplantae; Streptophyta; Magnoliopsida; Fabales; Fabaceae. The transcript has a single exon.